UAAGCCAAAUUGUAUGAUAGCGUAAAAUCUCCUGAUAGUGAUCACACACACAUUCGCACCGCUGCACAAAGUCACAAACCCUAUCGCAACUUCCAAUUCACACGUCUUCUCCGGCGUCGUCUCCGGCAGUGGUUCCUUGUCGCACCUUCCACCACACCGGAUGGCUUUGAGAGGGGUUUGGCAACUUCGCAAGCUAAUUGUCAGUUAUAGCGACUGGGGAGGCAGUAGCAAAGGAAUAAGGGCAUUUAUGGAGUCGCAUUUGCCAGAGUUCAAGGAGAAGAAUCCUCAAUUAGAGGUGGUCACUGAAAUGAUUCGUGGUCAGCAUCCACAUCUGAAGGGCUUUUAUGAGAACAAAAACCAACGGGUGAUAUGUGUAAAGAAUAUGGAUCCAGAAGACAUCCUUCUGCAAGCAACCAGGCUAAGGAAUGCAUUGGGAAGGAAGGUAAUCAAACUGAGGACAAGACACGUAACUAAACACCCUAGUGUGCAAGGUACAUGGACAACAGCAGUGACAUAUUAAAGAGGAAAAACCAUGUGUAUGAGAAAGUUCACCUUUCUUCUUAAGGACAUGAAGUUGAUGCUUCUGUUGAGUUACUUUUGUUUAUUUCCAUGAUCAAAAAGUGAAUCCCCAAAUACAAGGAGAGCUCAGCCAUGCCAGACUUUGCUAUGUAUGUUAUUACAUACAUUUUGCUAGAGUGUCUCAGGCUUCGUUUGGAUGAAUUCUUAUGUGGAUUGCUAUUGCCAAUUGCAUAACUAAGAAGUUAUUCUCAUCUUCA
Messenger RNA from Lotus japonicus, 776 nucleotides. RefSeq names its product 54S ribosomal protein L51, mitochondrial-like. Lineage: Eukaryota; Viridiplantae; Streptophyta; Magnoliopsida; Fabales; Fabaceae. Gene Ontology annotation, molecular function: structural constituent of ribosome. The record is from RefSeq and is a predicted model, not a curated record. The transcript has 4 exons. Gene Ontology annotation, biological process: mitochondrial translation. Gene Ontology annotation, cellular component: mitochondrial large ribosomal subunit. Bases 161 to 520 code for a protein of 119 amino acids.